Messenger RNA from Staurois parvus, 503 nucleotides. The record is from the annotation of a GenBank genome assembly. NCBI's taxonomy places the organism in Eukaryota, Metazoa, Chordata, Amphibia, Anura, Ranidae.
UGGAUCGUCUGGCUCGACAGCGGGCACCGGGUCACCAGGCAUGACAGCGGGCACUGGGUCAUCAGGCAUUGGAUCGUCUGGCUCGACAGCGGGCAUCGGGUCACCAGGCAUGACAGCGGGCACCGGAUCAUCAGGCAUUGGAUCGUCUGGCUCGACAGCAGGCAUCGGGUCGCCAGGUAUGACAGCGGGCCCUGGGUCAUCAGGCGUGAUAGGAUCAUCAGGCUGGAUCAGUUCACCAGGCUGGGUACAGACAUCAGGCUGGGUAGAGACAUCAGGCUGGGUAGAGACAUCAGGCUGAAGUGCGGGUGCCGAGGCACCAGGCUGAACCACGGAAGGCAGGUUCUCAGACAGCAGGCUCACCCGGUUUGGAUACUGGCAGGAUGGCCAAAGAAAGGAUAGGUGCAGCGAGUGGGAGCAGGGGACUGGUAUGUGGUUGUUAGCAGAGUAUACUGGCCGUCACUGGGGUGCUGUCGGGGAUGCAGGAAGAGUGCCUUGAGCAGAGG